ACAUCGACAUCGACACUGGCAUUGGCCAAAGCAAUUGACAACUUUCCAGCAGAAAACUCCGCGCUGAAGGAAGGACACAAGGACGUGGACCCAGCACCUGCAAAAGGAGCGGAAAAUUGCAAGACAAGUGUUGUGCGGAUUUUCGCGGAAAACCAGGAAGUGGGCACAGAAACGGGGAAAGGAAAUUGAAUAGCUCGAGAGGACUCGCAGCUGGAGAGCUAUUUGAAUCUGAAUCCGAGUCCUCGCAGCUGGCCAUGGCCAUGAACUUCUACGAUGAGGAGAUCACAAUCAGCGGACCCGACUCAAAGCAUCUGAGCAGUGUUCAAAUGGAGCCGCGAAAUGGUGGACCAGGAGGUGGCAGAGGGGAAGCCGCGGGCGGAGGAGCACUGGGCGGAGAAAGGGGGGCAGCAGGAGCCACUGGAGGUGCACAAAGAGCAGCCGCGGGCAGGCAUCGUCGAAUGCAAUUCCAAAGCAACUCUACAGAUGACGAUGGCCUUCUUCAGGACAUAAUUGACCACGAUGACGAGGCGGAGGACAGCGAUGAUGACGAUGACAGCGAGAUGCAGUUGCCCCAGGGAAUGACCAUGGGUGUGGGGAUGGCAGGUUUGGUGCCCGGACCUCAUUCCCAAAAGCGUCCGCGAAGCAACCGGAGUUCCAAGCAAGUGCCGGAUGACACCAUGAGUUCCGGCAGCGAGGAAGCUGCCAUGAGUGGAGAAAUGGGAUCCGGAGGAGCAAGAGGUGGUGCCAAAUUGCCGCACCAUAAGCUAACCCUGCCCAUGAGAAGCAGUGCCGGUGGAGCCGGAAGAUCCGAGCGACAGGAAGAACAGUCCUUCAACAUGAGUCCGGAUAAAUGGGAAGAACUAUCCUUGCCCGGGGAACUUAAGGAACUGUUUCCCUACAUCGUUAAAUACACCCCACAAACGAUCGAUACCCCAUUUCAUCUGCAACCUUUUAUCCCGGAGUUCGUGCCCGCUGUGGGCGAUGUGGAUGCCCUUCUAAAAGUUCAGGCUCCUCCACUUUUACAACCACAACGUCAAAAGGAGUUGAAUGAUCACUUAGAGAAAUUGGGCCUAUGGCUGCUCGACGAACCGUCUGGAACUCAAAGUGAACCCAGUCUCCUGAAUAUGAAAUUACGAUCGGUACUAAGCGGAAGCAUGGGUCGUAAUCCCCGUCAUGCCACCUCGGCUUCUCUAAUUCCCACCGCGCGUUCGGGCAAGGAUAUAGAUAAGUGGAUCUCUGAAGUUGAACAAGUUCAUAUGACUCAAGCUAUGUACGAUGCUCAGCCCAGAAAGGAUAUAGACGCUCUCUUGGAGGAUUGGCCGAGAUCUUUUGGCGAUGACGAGACUAAGAACGCCUUAGAUCAGGCCUACAGGUCCUGUCUGCAGCAGAAUAUAUCCCUAGCUGACUAUGUGAGAGUGCUUUGCGAGAGGUUUGGGGUGGAAGGACCCUUAGAGUCCCAGGCGGAUUACAUCCACAAUGUCCAGACACUCUUUGCUCUCUACUUGGCCGCCAGCCAGGCGUGGGAAUAAUAUUUUGAAAAAAGACUUAGAUUAUAUGGAAUUCAUAUACAAGUAUGCAUCUAUUAAAAGAU
Drosophila suzukii is the source of this 1591-nucleotide messenger RNA. It is a transcript of the gene IFT46, whose product is annotated as intraflagellar transport 46. The record is from RefSeq and is a predicted model, not a curated record. Gene Ontology annotation, biological process: cilium assembly; intraciliary transport. Gene Ontology annotation, cellular component: centrosome; intraciliary transport particle B; motile cilium. Lineage: Eukaryota; Metazoa; Arthropoda; Insecta; Diptera; Drosophilidae.